AUGAUAUCUCUUGGGAGGUUGGACCGUUAUAUGAUGAGUAGGGAAUUGGUGGAGGAUGCGGCGAAGAGAGACGAGGGCUGUGAUAGUAGAACUGCUGUGGAGGUUAAAAAUGGCCCAUUUAGCUGCGCUGAUGAAAGCAAAGAAGAGGAUUUGAAACACGUAAAUUUGAAUGUCAAUAAAGGGGAGCUAAUUUACGUAUGGAUUUCCACAACAAUGGGUCCAAUGAGUGGUUUGGUUUCCGUAUGGAGAUGCUUGGGAGUUUAG
Messenger RNA from Prunus armeniaca (apricot), 264 nucleotides. Lineage: Eukaryota; Viridiplantae; Streptophyta; Magnoliopsida; Rosales; Rosaceae. The record is from the annotation of a GenBank genome assembly.